CAUCCAUCUGAAAACUGCUAAACAGACAAAUCCACACACAGACAAGCAUCUACAGUUUCUUUCUUUCUUUUCUCGGAGUCUCUUUUCUUUACUUUGAUUUCGCUGUCGGAAAAUUCGAAUGGCGGUGGAUUCGAUUCUUUCGUCUCCGUUAGGACCUCCGGCGACCGAGAGCGACGCCAAGGCACUUCAAUUCAUCGAGGAAAUGACUCGGAAUGCCGACUCGGUUCAGGAGCGUGUCCUCGCGGAAAUCCUCGCUCGGAAUGCUCAGACAGAAUACCUCAAAAGCUUCGACCUCGGCGGAGCCACCGACCGAGACACCUUCAAGUCGAAAGUUCCGAUGGCGACGUACGAGGAUCUCCAGCCGUUGAUUCAGAGGAUCGCUAAUGGCGAUAAAUCUCCGAUUCUCUCGUCUCAUCCUGUCUCCGAAUUCCUCACCAGCUCGGGAACCUCUGCCGGUGAAAGAAAACUGAUGCCGACUAUCAAAGAAGAAUUGGAUCGUCGCCAGCUGCUCUACAGUCUUCUGCAGCCUGUCAUGAACCUAUACGUGAAAGGACUGGACAAAGGCAAAGGCCUCUACUUCCUGUUCAUCAAAUCCGAGACGAAGACUCCGGGCGGGCUCCUAGCCCGACCCGUUCUCACCAGCUACUACAAAAGCGACCACUUCAAAAACCGACCCUACGACCCGUACAACGUCCAGACCAGCCCCAACGAAGCCAUCCUCUGCCCCGACUCCUUCCAAAGCAUGUACACCCAAAUGCUCUGCGGCCUCUACGACCGCCACCACGUCCUCCGCGUCGGCGCCGUCUUCGCCUCCGGCCUCCUCCGCGCCAUCAAAUUCCUCCAGCAGAACUGGCCGGAGCUGGCCCACGACAUCCGGACCGGAUCCCUAAACCCGAAAAUAACCGACCCGGCCAUCCGCGAAUGCAUGACCCGAAAAAUCUCCCGACCCGACCCAGAUUUGGCCGACUUCAUCACAAAGGAAUGCUCCAACCCAAGCUGGGAAAAAAUCAUUACAAGAAUGUGGCCUAACACGAAAUACCUGGAAGUGAUCGUGACCGGGGCCAUGGCGCAGUACAUUCCGACGCUGGAUUAUUACAGCGGCGGGCUGCCCAAAGCGUGUACGAUGUACGCGUCAUCCGAAUGCUACUUCGGCCUCAACCUUAACCCCAUGUGCAAACCCUCCCAAGUCUCCUACACCAUAAUGCCUAACAUGGCGUAUUUUGAGUUCCUCCCACAUGACAACAACAAUAACGUUAAUUCCAACUCGUUGACCGACCUCGUUGACCUCGCCGACGUGGAGGUCGGAAAAGACUACGAGCUCGUCAUCACAACCUACGCCGGACUCUGCCGCUACCGCGUCGGCGACAUCCUACGUGUCACCGGCUUCCACAACGCCGCCCCGCAGUUCCAAUUCGUCCGCCGGAAAAAUGUCCUCCUCAGCAUCGACGCCGACAAGACCGACGAGGCGGAGCUCCAGUCCGCCGUCGACUCCGCCUCCCGCCUCCUCCGCGAAUUCAACACCUCCGUCGUGGAGUACACCAGCUACGCCGACACCGCCACCAUCCCCGGCCACUACGUCGUCUACUGGGAGCUUCUCCCUAAAGACGACAGAAACUCCGGCGACACCCCACCUGCCGGUCACGUGCUCGACCGGUGCUGCCUUGCCAUGGAAGAGUCGCUUAACUCGGUUUACCGGCAAUGCCGAGUCGCCGAUAACUCGAUCGGACCGCUCGAGAUCCGGGUCGUCCAGACCGGCACCUUCGAAGAACUCAUGGACUACGCCAUUUCUCGAGGAGCCUCCAUUAAUCAGUACAAAGUCCCUAGAUGUGUCAGUUUCACCCCAAUCAUGGAGCUCCUGGACUCCCGAGUCAUUUCCCGACACUUCAGCCCCUCGCCGCCGCAUUGGUCUCCCGACCGCCGCCGCUGAGCCGUCCUUCCGGUCUGACCCGACCCGAUCCGGCCCUUAGUUUAAUUUUCUACGUUCCCUGUCGUUAUGCUUCUUCAAUGUGUUUAAUUUAAUUAGGUGUGCAAAGUAGAAGUAAAAAAAAAAUGUUAGGUUUAAUUAAUUAAAAUUAAAUCUGUAUGGAUGGUUCAGUUCUGCUCGAAGACGACGUGACGCUUUGGGGCUUAUUCAAUGAAUUGAACUUUUUAUUAUUA
This is a messenger RNA of Andrographis paniculata, 2157 nucleotides long. Its product is annotated as probable indole-3-acetic acid-amido synthetase GH3.1. The transcript is spliced from 3 exons. Gene Ontology annotation, cellular component: cytoplasm. NCBI's taxonomy places the organism in Eukaryota, Viridiplantae, Streptophyta, Magnoliopsida, Lamiales, Acanthaceae. The record is from RefSeq and is a predicted model, not a curated record. Gene Ontology annotation, molecular function: acid-amino acid ligase activity. Bases 119 to 1927 code for a protein of 602 amino acids.